UAGCAGAGUGUUUUAAAUAUGGUUUUCGUGAAAAUUUCAGUUGUAUUAACCGGUUUAAUCGUUUUUACGCAAUGUCUCAAAACUGAUGUUAGUCAAUGCCAAAAUGGUGGUCCAGUACCAAACGUUACAUUAACAUCAAAUGGUGUAGUUUGUCGUCAAUCUCCAUGCAAUGUAUAUACCGGACAUGCAGCGAACAUUUUAGUAGAUUUUAUAUCCCCCUUCUACACGGAACAAAUGAAACCGAAUCUUACUGCAAUAGCUGCAGGCGCCGUUGUACCAUGGCCUUCCAAUCAAAAAAAUGCCUGUGAUGGAAUAACAAACACUGCCUGUCCCAUCGUGAAAGGCGAACAUGUAAUUUAUUCAUACAAAAUGGAUAUUUUAUCGCUGUUUCCAGAGAUUUACGCUACACUUAUAUUUUCUCUAGCCAACGAAGCUGAUGGACAAUUGGCCACGUGUUUCACUGUCGGUUUACAAAUUCUCAAACACUAAAUAUCACUUCAAAAUAAAGAACAUGACAAAAGAAUGAUAUUUUACACUAUGUAUAUAUUAUGUAAUGAGGGAAUUUUUUGAGGCCCCAUGCACGAUUCGUAAUAGCAAUGAAUAAUUCCGUCUUUAAAAAGGAGGUUUAAUACUUAAAGAACACGAACAGAAAACACGCUAAUAUUGAGUCCUAUUUUAUUAUUAAAUUAGAAGCAGCUGGGACCCCAAAAAAUUCCUUGUAAUAUACUUUUAAAUGUAUAAAUAAAUUCAAUGCAAACGUGAAUACUUUACAG
Molecule: messenger RNA, 773 nt
Organism: Psylliodes chrysocephalus
Lineage: Eukaryota; Metazoa; Arthropoda; Insecta; Coleoptera; Chrysomelidae
Source: the annotation of a GenBank genome assembly